Molecule: messenger RNA, 1565 nt
Organism: Cyphomyrmex costatus
Lineage: Eukaryota; Metazoa; Arthropoda; Insecta; Hymenoptera; Formicidae
Exons: 3
Coding region: 149-733 (194 amino acids)
Biological process (GO): lipid storage; positive regulation of triglyceride storage
Cellular component (GO): lipid droplet; cytosol
Source: RefSeq, a predicted model, not a curated record
AACGAGGAGACGGUUGCCUCGUGUAUCGCCGGUCUUCUGAUCAGCUAAAUUUAGAAGUCGUGGACGACGCGCAGACCUCGACCUUUCUCGGCCGUGUCGUCCUUCGUCAUCGCGGGCCGCGUCGAGCUCAAGGUGUCCGGCCGGAGCGAUGGCGGGUUCGGAGACGUCGCGUGCCGAGAUCAGCGAAAGACCCUCGGCUAUCGUGCGCAUCGCGUAUCAUCAACUGAGCGUUAUGUGCGGCACCCGCGAUCCCACCGCGCCGAGCACCGCACCCGCGAAAGCCGGCGAGGACGCUCGUGGCAUGAUGUGCACACGUCGACUGCUGGGCCUGCCGGUGUUCGCCACGGUGACUUCGGCGUUCUGCGGCGCGUACAAAGCCGUGCGAGGCUCCCACGAGUCAGUCACGACGAUAUUCGGCCACGCAGAGAAUGGAAUGCGCGCGGGCCUGGAAUUCACCAGCCCCGUCACCGGCAGCAUUGCCAGCCUUCUAGAAACGCCGCUCAAGAUCGUCGACAACGCGAUAUGCGUCGGACUGGAUUUAGUGGAAGAGACGGUACCUUCCGUGAAGCUGCCGCCUGGCGAAAUCUACGGAAACAUGAAGGACAGCAUCAGGAGUAUGUUCACGUCAGCAUUAGAAACCCUCAAGCUUCUGUUUGGCGAACCAAAGGAUCGAAUAGAGGACUCGUCGGUUACAAACGAGACCGCACAGGAAAUCCGAAAAGUGUCUAGCUGAAUGUUAAAGAUAUGACAAGACGUGAUUUGCACUCAGGCUUUCGUCGUGGCGUGUGAUUUUCAAGCCACGAUUCUGCACUGUGGUGUUUAUUUACACUAUAAAACAAAUCUCAAAACAAAUCUAUUUCAGAUAUGCGGUUUGUAACUCGUGUCAAAAUUCAGGAUGGAAUUUCAGCUUGUAUAAAUAGAAUUUUCUCCUGAAAUCGAGCGCGAAUCAUAAGUCUAAUGCCCAAUUUCUUUACUUCCAGAUAGAUUACGGAUAAUUUUAUUCUGGAGAUAUUUUUUAGAUAAAGUUAUCUAAAGGUGAAGAAAUUGAGUAAAAAUUGAUAAAGCGGGUUUUAGCUAUAAAACGUUACGGCCGCGUUUAGAAGAAGUCAGUGCUUUGCGCAGGUUAAAUGGUUCUUUUACGUCUAGAGAAACAGUCCUAUCUCUCAGUUGAGAAAACUUUCAACUAUAUUGCAAAAUAAAUGCAUAAUUCUGCUGAACGCGGUCAUUGCAAUAUAAAAAUAUAGUUAAUUGAACACACAUGAUAACGCAAUCGUCUCGAUGAUAAAUAACAUAAAUGUGAUAAAGUGUUGUAGAAUGGUUGCGUUCAGCAGAGAAAACUGAUCAGUGAGCACUCAGUGAUUCUUCAAUAUGAUCUUGCCUUUAUAUAGUUUCUCUACUUUUUUUCCAAGGGGAUUUUUAAGAUUAACAUUUAUAAUCGGUUCUUCUAUUUAUAUAAGACUGUUUUAAGUCCAGUUUUAAGAUGUUAUGAAUCACCAAUUAUAGAGCCGUAUUGUGUGGCAUAUUAAAAUAUUACUUAAGAUGGUCUUGCAAUAAGAAUAUAUAUA